AUGGGUUUGCAAGUGCUCUCCCCGAGGAUGCCCCUGUGGUUAGUGGUCUUGGGUUUUGUUUUUUCCUGGGAACUGUGGGUCUGCACUAGCCUCGAUUAUGAUUACACUUUUGAUGGGAACGAAGAGGACAAAACGGAGCCUAUAGAUUACAAGGACCCAUGCAAAGCCGUGUUGUUUUGGGGUGACAUUGCCUUAGAUGAUGAAGACUUGAAUAUCUUUCAAAUAGACAGGAAUGACUUGACACAGAGUCCUUUUGGAAAACUUGGACAUAGCACAGGUGGAUUUGGAGACCAUGGCAUACCAAAGAAACGAGGGGCUCUCUAUCAGCUAAUAGACAGGAUAAGAAGACUUGGCUCUGGCUUGGAGCAAAAUAAGACCACUAAGGGAAAAGCACCUUUAAAAUUCUCAGAACAAAAUGAGAAAAACCGAGUUCCCAGAGCUGCUACAUCAAGGACAGAAAGUAAUAUGGCCUGGAGGUUUGUCAUUCCUUAUGUCAUAGGAGGCAACUUUACUGGCAGCCAGCGAGCCAUGUUCAAGCAGGCCAUGAGACACUGGGAAAAACACCAUUGUGUGACUUUCACUGAGAGAAGCGAUGAAGAGAGUUACAUUGUGUUCACCUAUAGGCCUUGUGGAUGCUGCUCCUAUGUCGGUCGGCGGGGAAAUGGCCCUCAGGCCAUCUCUUUUGGGAAGAACUGUGACAAGUUUGGAAUCGUUGUUCAUGAACUGGGCCAUGUGAUAGGCUUUUGGCAUGAACACACCCGCCCAGACAGAGACAACCAUGUCACCAUCAUAAGAGAGAAUAUCCUAACCAGGCAAGAAUACAACUUCCUGAAAAUGGAGCCUGGAGAAGUGAACUCUCUCGGGGAAAGAUACGACUUUGACAGUAUUAUGCACUACGCCAGGAACACCUUCUCAAGGGGGAUGUUUCUGGACACAAUACUCCCUUCUCGUGAUGACAAUGGCAUUCGUCCUGCAAUUGGUCAACGGACCCGGUUAAGCAAAGGAGACAUUGCACAAGCAAGAAAGCUGUAUCGGUGUCCAGCAUGUGGAGAAACCCUACAAGAGUCCAGUGGCAACCUUUCCUCCCCAGGAUUCCCAAAUGGCUACCCUUCUUAUACACACUGCAUCUGGAGAGUAUCUGUGACGCCAGGAGAAAAGAUUGUCUUAAAUUUUACCACAAUGGACCUGUACAAGAGUAGUUUGUGCUGGUAUGACUACAUUGAAGUAAGAGAUGGUUACUGGAGGAAGUCGCCUCUCCUUGGUAGAUUCUGUGGAGACAAAGUGGCUGGAGUUCUUACGUCUACAGACAGCAGAAUGUGGAUUGAGUUUCGCAGCAGCAGUAACUGGGUAGGGAAAGGGUUUGCUGCUGUCUACGAAGCUAUCUGUGGAGGUGAGGUACGGAAAAAUGAAGGACAGAUUCAGUCACCCAAUUACCCAGAUGACUAUCGGCCAAUGAAAGAGUGUGUGUGGAAAAUAGUCGUGUCCGAGGGCUACCAUGUUGGACUGACCUUUCAGGCCUUUGAGAUUGAAAGACAUGACAGCUGUGCCUAUGACCACCUAGAAGUUCGAGAUGGAACCAGUGAAAACAGUCCCUUGAUAGGACGGUUCUGUGGUUACGACAAACCUGAAGACAUAAGAUCUACUUCCAACACUCUGUGGAUGAAGUUUGUAUCCGAUGGGACUGUGAACAAGGCAGGCUUUGCUGCUAACUUUUUUAAAGAAGAAGAUGAGUGUACCAAACCUGACCGAGGAGGUUGUGAGCAGAGGUGCCUCAACACACUGGGCAGCUACCAGUGUGCCUGUGAGCCUGGCUAUGAACUGGGGCCAGACAGAAGAAGCUGUGAAGCUGCUUGCGGAGGACUUCUUACAAAGCUCAAUGGCACCAUAACCACCCCGGGCUGGCCCAAAGAAUACCCGCCAAACAAAAACUGUGUGUGGCAAGUGAUCGCUCCAAGUCAGUACAGAAUCUCUGUGAAGUUUGAGUUUUUUGAACUGGAAGGCAAUGAAGUUUGCAAGUAUGAUUACGUGGAGAUCUGGAGUGGCCUUUCCUCUGAGUCUAAACUGCAUGGCAAAUUCUGUGGAGCUGACGUACCUGAAGUGAUCACUUCCCAUUUCAACAACAUGAGGAUUGAAUUCAAAUCGGACAAUACUGUAUCCAAGAAGGGCUUUAAAGCACACUUUUUCUCAGAUAAGGAUGAGUGCUCCAAGGAUAACGGUGGUUGUCAGCACGAGUGUGUUAACACGAUGGGAAGCUACAUGUGUCAGUGCCGGAAUGGAUUUGUACUGCACGAGAACAAGCAUGAUUGCAAGGAAGCUGAGUGUGAACAGAAGAUCCACAGCCCGAGCGGACUCAUUACAAGUCCCAACUGGCCAGACAAGUACCCGAGCCGGAAAGAGUGCACCUGGGAGAUCAGUGCCAUUCCUGGCCACCGCAUCAAAUUAGCCUUCAGUGAGUUUGAGGUGGAGCAGCAUCAAGAAUGUGCGUAUGAUCACUUGGAAGUUUUUGAUGGAGACACAGAGAAGUCGCCAAUCCUUGGUCGACUAUGUGGCAGCAAGAUACCAGAUCCCCUCACAGCUACUGGGAAUCAAAUGUUUCUUCGGUUUAUUUCUGAUGCCUCUGUUCAAAGAAAAGGAUUUCAAGCCACCCAUUCGACAGAGUGUGGUGGUCGACUGAAGGCAGAGCGCAAACCCAGAGACUUGUAUUCCCAUGCUCAGUUUGGGGAUAAUAACUACCCAGGACAAGUUGACUGUGAAUGGUUGUUAGUUUCAGAACGAGGCUCUCGACUUGAGCUGUCCUUCCAGAUGUUUGAAGUAGAAGAAGAAGCUGACUGUGGCUAUGACUAUGUUGAAAUCUUUGAUGGUCUCAAUUCAAAAGCUGUGGGUCUUGGUAGAUUCUGUGGAUCUGGGCCACCAGAAGAAAUCUACUCAAUUGGAGGUGCAGUAUUAAUUCAUUUUCACACAGAUGACACUAUCAACAAGAAAGGAUUUUAUAUAAGAUACAAAAGUAUAAGGUACCCAGAGACUAUGCAUGUCGAGAACUAA
Molecule: messenger RNA, 3042 nt
Organism: Arvicola amphibius (Eurasian water vole)
Lineage: Eukaryota; Metazoa; Chordata; Mammalia; Rodentia; Cricetidae
Gene: Tll1
Product: tolloid like 1
Biological process (GO): proteolysis
Molecular function (GO): calcium ion binding; zinc ion binding; metalloendopeptidase activity
Source: RefSeq, a predicted model, not a curated record